GCUGGUUCUCUGACCUGUUUGUUGCAAUGAAAAGCCGACCUCAUCAACUCUCCUCUUCAGGGGAGUUCCCUUAUAAGCAGGCAACGAUUGAGGUAAUUUCAAAACCACUCAUCAGAAAGACGAAUUCUUUCGCAGAGGCUGAAAAGGGAUUCCUAAAAUUCCGGUCAAUGUCCGAUCCGUCCUCAAAGACGUUGGAGAAUGUCUCUGAAAAACCCGAGGAGCAAGCGGAUCCUAAAAGACGCGCAUCUGAGCCUGAGGAACCAAUCUAUGUAGUUCCAAGACCACAAAAAAAUGUGAAUAAAGAUGGACCACCAAGUGGGGAACGACGCAACAGUGUGGAAGCAUUAUAUGAAACAAUGAGUGGCUUCAAAUAUAUUGAAGAAUCAGCUCAGCCAGAGGACCAUGAAGUUGAGGACGCUAACAAAAGCACGCUGAUGAGGACCGUCAUUCAGACCUUUGACAAAAUGAAGACCCCGCUGCCACCGUUUGCUGAGGAGCCAGAUGAUGACAACAACAGUAAACGCUGGUCUACAGAUUUAAGCAGCAGCUCUAGUGACCGUGGUGCCAUGUCCCCUGUUGAACUAUUGGAUUCAUCUGAAAAAAAUGACUCCAAUGAGAGCUCUGACCACAGAACAGAAGAGCGGGAUAUUAUGGUGAAACAGGCAGACCUUAAAAACUACCUGACCCUAACAGAGGUGGAUAGGAAGCCCAGUGUGUCUGGGUGGACGGGACAGCCACAGACCGUGUGUCUGUUCCACAAAGGCGACCAGAUUCUGGCAGUUAAUGACCUGCAGGUCAGCACUGUGGAGGAGUUCACCACGUUUAUCAGCAAGUCACUCAAGAAUGAGGUGAAAGUGACCCUCCUGCGUCAACCUAGAAACCAGCAGCUGCACCUGCCAAACUUCACCUGCACUGAUUGGCAAAAUGCUAAUUAGAAAUGAGAAAUUUCC
Molecule: messenger RNA, 950 nt
Organism: Pundamilia nyererei
Lineage: Eukaryota; Metazoa; Chordata; Actinopteri; Cichliformes; Cichlidae
Product: pleckstrin homology domain-containing family S member 1
Exons: 12
Coding region: 27-935 (302 amino acids)
Molecular function (GO): protein binding
Source: RefSeq, a predicted model, not a curated record